CAUUACUGACGCUCUUGUUGCCUUCAUUCAUUGAACAAGGGAGUAUUAUCUUUCAAAAUGAUUACUAAACUGGACAGUGUGCUUCUGACACAGAAGAAGUUUAUUUACCACUACAAGAACGUACGCUGGGCAAGGGGGAGGCACGAGACCUACUUGUGUUUCGUGGUGAAGAGAAGGGAUGGUCCGGACACACUUUCAUUUGACUUUGGGCAUCUACGCAACCGCUCCGGAUGUCACGUAGAGCUUGUCUUCCUUCGCCACUUGGGGGCGCUAUGUCCUGGGCUGUGGGGCUCAGCUUCAGGGGGCCCUAAGCUCUCCUACUCUGUAACGUGGUUCUGCUCCUGGUCCCCAUGCUACAACUGCUCCCGCCGGCUGGCUCACUUUCUGACUCGAACCCCCAACCUAAAGCUACGCAUCUUCUGCUCCCGCCUUUAUUUCUGUGAUGUGGAGGACAGCGGAGACAGUGAGGGGCUGAGGCUUCUCAAGAGGGCUGGGGUCCAGCUCUCCGUUAUGACCUACAAAGAUUACUUCUACUGCUGGCAGACGUUUGUGGCGCGCAAGGAGCGCGGGUUCAAAGCCUGGGAGGGACUGCACCAGAACUCAGUGCGGCUCGCCAGGAAGCUCAACCGCAUCCUACAGGUAACAGCACACUCAACAGAAGCAACAAUUCGAAUUUCUCAACGCGCACUUCUAACUACCGAAGCACACGACCGCGAUAAAGCGACAGUCCGAAGGGAAAUCGCCGCUUUCGGAUUCCUUUUCCGGACUGCUUUGCGUCCAGUCAAAUUUUAGUCUGCUUUGCGAUCAAUAUUGCGUACAAAACGUACGCGUUGUCCCUAUGGCUACGAAUGCGGCCUGUACAGCUGGAACACACGCCUGUUGCUUUAUCUGGAGUCGGCACAGAACGUGAGUGUGCCGUGCGGUAAAAUGCUCUUCCUGCUCCAUCUCCCCCACAGCCCUGCGAGACGGAGGAUUUAAGGGAUGCCUUUGCACUCCUGGGACUAUGAAACCGCUGACCUCUUUUCCUAACUCUGGUGCUCCGGCUCAAAGCUGACAUGGAAACAUGGUGCUGUGACAAAUCUACUGAAUCCAGAACUUGAAUUUAGAACUUGAAAUAGGUUUUGUAGAGCAUUAAAGUAGCAGUCCGUGAAUCCUCUUGUGUAACUGUCUGCCAUUAAAACCACUCGACUGAAUUAAGCUUCUCCGUCUGAUUCUUAAGUUCUCCAAAAUGUCCCUCAGCAGCUCACUUUGUCAUCAACGUGCUUCCUACAGCAGAACACAAGUCUCUGUUACCUUAAACAUUACAUUUCAUUACAUUUUUUUUUUAAACUUUUUACAGUCUGCUGGAACGACCAC
Scleropages formosus (Asian bonytongue) is the source of this 1356-nucleotide messenger RNA. It is a transcript of the gene aicda, whose product is annotated as activation-induced cytidine deaminase. The record is from RefSeq and is a predicted model, not a curated record. Gene Ontology annotation, biological process: cytidine to uridine editing. NCBI's taxonomy places the organism in Eukaryota, Metazoa, Chordata, Actinopteri, Osteoglossiformes, Osteoglossidae. Gene Ontology annotation, molecular function: zinc ion binding; RNA binding; cytidine deaminase activity. The transcript has 4 exons. Gene Ontology annotation, cellular component: nucleus; cytoplasm. Bases 58 to 792 code for a protein of 244 amino acids.